AGCCUCAUUCCAGUGAUCAACACAGACCUCUCGUUCGAAAACAAUCUCCCACAAAACAAUCAAUCAUCAUGUUCCGAUUGGUGGUGUUGUCCGCUCUUCUCGCUGUCGCCGCUGCUGCCCCGGGAUACGUUCACUCGAGCCCGUUGGCCUACACGUCGGUGGUUGCUGCAGCUCCGGCUCUGGUUGCCCAGAAGGAGAUCUCGUAUGAGAAGAGCAUCGUCGAGGAGCCCACGGUGGCGCACGUUGGAACCGUCCUUAAGAACGUUCCGACCGGUGUGACCCACACCAGCUCGGCCGUUGUUCAUGACACCAAGGUGCGCGAGCAUGUGUACGCCCCGGCUGUGAAGAAGACCGUCGUGUCGACUCCGGUUGAGAAGACGACCUACGUGCAGGCCCCAGCUCCGGUUGUCUAUGCUGCUCCAGUUGCCAAGACUGUCUACGCUGAGGCUCCAGCUGUCGCUUAUGCUGCCCCAGUUGCCAAGACCGUUUAUGCUGCUGCCCCGGCCGUCGCUUAUGCUGCCCCAGUUGCCAAGACCUACGUGUCGGCCCCAGCUGCCGUCAGCUACGAGUCUGCCCCGGUGUCGUACGUUGCUGCUCCUCUGAAGACGUCGUACGUCAGCAGCUACCCGUCGGUGUACGCCGCUGCUCCGGCCGUCUACGCGCACGAGUACUAAACGAAACCCUAGACUGUCCACCCUUGAUUCCCUAGCGCCGUGCGGCGACGGUCGCUGUUCUCUUGUUCACUUUUGAUUGUUUCUGUGAAAGAUGAGACCAGCCGGCUCCGUGCGAGAAGAAUAAAUGAAUGAGUUU
This is a messenger RNA of Anopheles nili, 810 nucleotides long. Its product is annotated as cuticle protein-like. Lineage: Eukaryota; Metazoa; Arthropoda; Insecta; Diptera; Culicidae. Bases 69 to 674 code for a protein of 201 amino acids. The transcript is spliced from 2 exons. The record is from RefSeq and is a predicted model, not a curated record.